AUGGCUCCGUCCUACUCCCAUCUCGACCGCCCGGAGGAAUCCCCAAGGCGUCCCUUCGUCAGGAACCUCGAUAACAAAUUCGAUGCCCGGGUCUCUCUCUUCGUUGGUGUUUGCUACUACCUCUUUCCGCUUCGCAAGGCGCGCUCGCUUACAACAGCCUGGGCCUUGGAGAUGGAAACAGUGUACUACGACGAGUGGCAAGAGUUUUGGGAGGAGGCAAAGGAGCAGUACGCAAUUUUUUUUUAUCGGCAGCUUCAAGUGUUUUGGAGGACUCCCCUUGAAAUUAUGGAAGAGAUUUACCACCGUUCGUGGAACUACUGCUGGUGGCCGCUCAUACCCACCACUAGGCCGUAUUUGCCGGAUGCACGCUUCUUCCCUGCUCCUGGGCAUGUACGCGUCUACUGGCAAAGGAGCGUCCAAGAAGUACUCGGAAAGCCGACGACUCCACAGUCUUUUGGAUGCGGACCCGAGUCGACCCGCAUCCCUCAACUGGGCGUGUUUGUGGACAUGCCUCUGGGCCAUGAGGGUGAGCUUGACAUUGGUAAGCUCAUGCGCAUGUGGAAUCUGGACAAUAUAUUUUUCAUAGACAUGUCCCGCAAGACGCUGUUCGAGCCGGGGGACUCGAAGGUUAUGUCUUAUUUAGCAGUGCAAACACUGCUACAUCCUUAUAACGGGAUCCCUGUUCUGCGUGCUGUUGAGGUCCCUACUCGUCAAAGUCUCCACGCACGGGUGCGCCGCACCGAACUCCUUGAGAAGGGAUCCUUGCGUCCGCUCCAAUGGUUCGACACAGCGCGUGUCUCGGUGAUGUGGACAUACCUUACCAUCUACGACUACUACCAUUGGAAUCCAUGUCGGAACUUCAGAGGAACCCCCGAAGGCUAUGUGGUAUUGAUCUUCAACAUGCUUCUCAUUGCGCUGGUUUUCGCUAUUGCGAUCCAAGUGGCGAGUCUGGAGGCGGUGCAAACCACGCUCGCCCUGCUGGGUGUCGCCCUUCUGAACGCCGCGGUGGGUGUCUGCGUUUUGUUGUGUCGCACUUACGAAGUGUUGUCGAAGUUGAGGUCGCUGCUAUAA
Fibroporia radiculosa is the source of this 1071-nucleotide messenger RNA. RefSeq lists its product as uncharacterized. Bases 1 to 1071 code for a protein of 356 amino acids. Lineage: Eukaryota; Fungi; Basidiomycota; Agaricomycetes; Polyporales; Fibroporiaceae. The transcript has 4 exons. The record is from RefSeq and is a predicted model, not a curated record.